Molecule: messenger RNA, 2583 nt
Organism: Amaranthus tricolor (Joseph's coat)
Lineage: Eukaryota; Viridiplantae; Streptophyta; Magnoliopsida; Caryophyllales; Amaranthaceae
Product: pentatricopeptide repeat-containing protein At4g21065-like
Exons: 1
Coding region: 130-1842 (570 amino acids)
Biological process (GO): RNA modification
Molecular function (GO): zinc ion binding; protein binding; RNA binding
Source: RefSeq, a predicted model, not a curated record
GAGUUCCAUUUUCACACUAACUCUUUAGGGAACCUUCACUAGUGAAGACAUCAAACUUUCAAAAGUAGAUAAGCAAAACCACGCCCCUAAAAACACUCAGAUAUCCGUGGUUUGAUCCCAAAGUCAUCAAUGGAUGUAACCUCCAUUUCUCAAGCCAUGCAACUUCAUGCUCAAGCACUCAAAUUAGGAUCACAACCUCACCAUCACAACUACAGCAAACUCUUCACUUUCUCUGCGCUAUCUCCUUCUGGUGACCUUAACUAUGCUCGUCUUAUACUCAACUCUCUUCAAACCCCAAAUUCUUACUUCUGGAACACCAUGGUUAGAGCCUACUCUGAAAGUUCUGAUCCUUUUGAAUCUAUUUCACUCUUUAUUGCAAUGAAACUGGAGCAACCUUCUGCCAUUGCUCCAAGACCUGACAAGUUUACUUACCCUUUUGUUGUCAAAGCUUGUAGUAGAUUGAAAGACGCCAACUUGGGUAAACAAGUUCAUUGUUUGAUUUGUAAAGUGGGUUUUGAUUCUGAUAGGUAUAUAUGCAAUUCUUUGAUUCAUAUGUAUAUGAAAUUUAACGAUUUGGGUUCUGCACGUAAGGUGUUUGAUAGAAUGCCUGACAGAGAUGUUGUUUCUUGGACUUCUGUAAUUGAUGGACUUGUUGAUAAUGGUAGAGGUAUUGAAGCAAUUAAGCUUUUUGAUGAGAUGAUUGAUAGUGGAAUAGAACCUAAUGAUGCGACAAUCGUGUCGGUUUUGAGGGCUUGUGCGGAGACAGGAGCAUUAGAGGUAGGGAGACGAGCUCAAAGAAUUGUUAAGGAACAGGAGCUUGGUUUAAAAUCUAAUGUUAGUACUGCAUUGAUUGAUAUGUACUCGAAAUGUGGUUGUAUCGAUAGUGCUAGGAACGUAUUUAACGAGGUUUUUGAUAAGGAUGUGUGUGCUUGGACUGCCAUGAUUCAUGGUCUUGCAAGUCAUGGUAUGAGUAGAGAGGCAUUAGACUCUUUUGCAGAGAUGAAAAACUCAGGUGUAAUGCCUGACGAGCGAACCAUGACUGCUGUUCUCACAGCGUGUAGGAAUGCCGGUUGGAUGACCGAAGCUUACCAUUACUUUAAGGACAUGAAGAAGAAAUAUGGAAUCAAACCAAACCUUCAGCAUCAUGGAUGUAUAGUAGACCUUUAUGCGCGAUCAGGGAAGUUAACGGAGGCUGAAGAUUUCAUUAGGAAGAUGGGUGUUAAGGCGGAUGCUGUUCUAUGGAGAACUGUCAUAUGGGCGUGUCGAAUUCAUGGAGAUACUGAUCGCGCAGAACGUCUGAUAAAGGACAUAGAUGUAGAUUUUACUGACCCUGGAAGUUAUGUACUUCUUAGUAAUAUUUAUGCAUCUGCUGGAAAAUGGCAUGAUAAGGCAAUGUGUAGGGAAACAAUGAAUAGACAAGGACUCGUUAAAGCACCGGGUUCUAGUAAGAUCGAGAUUGAUGGUAGUGUUUAUGAGUUUACAGCAGGAGAUUCUAGUCACAUUGAAGCACAUAAUAUUUAUGAGAAGUUGGAUGAAAUAUACAAGAAGUUGACAGAAGAAGGCUAUAAACCCGAGCUUUCAGAGGUGUUGCUUGAAGUCGAUGAUGAAGAGAAGGCGUUCCAAUUGCUUCAUCAUAGUGAAAAACUCGCUAUAUCCUAUGGACUGAUAAAAACGAAGCCAGGAUCGCAACUUAGGAUCGUAAAGAAUUUACGAUCAUGUGAGGAUUGCCAUUCUUUUAUGAAACUGAUCUCGAGAGUGUAUGAGAGGGAGAUUAUAGUUAGGGAUCGAAUUCGUUUCCAUCAUUUUAGAGAUGGGAUAUGCUCCUGUGGAGAUUACUGGUGACGGAAAUGCAAUCCCUGCAACCUAAAUACUUCCUCUGUUCCAUUAUACUUCUAUUAAUAGAGACAUUUUGCCACACUACAUAUCAGAAUCGGGUGUUAGUAUUUCAGAACGGAUGAAGUAUUACCGUUGAUAAGGGUAUGAUCUACCCUCUCGGUUUGAUCAUAUCUUCUAUGAGCGGGAGAUUAUAGUGAGGGAUCGAUUUGUUUCCAUCAUUUUAGAGAUGGGAUAUGCUCCUGUGGAGAUUACUGGUGGCGGAAAUUCAUUCCCUCAAGGGUUUCACUGAGUGAAGCCUACAUACUACAAGGGUUUCACUGACUGCAACCUACAUACUACCAUAGAUAAGUUAUUAUCUGCCCUCUGGGUAUGAUCAUAUCUUCUAUGAGUAGGAUAUAUUAAAUUAUGAUGAUGGAAAUUCAAUCCCUACAAUCCCCUUUUUGUUGUUUGCUAUAAUGUGGACAAUCUUGUUCAAAUCUAGUGUUUUGGAAAAAUUUAAGACUAGAGAGGUGAUUUCUGAGUUUUUACAAUUAUAGAAGUGAGUUUUAACAAUAUAAUCAUCUUAUCAGUUUGUUCUAGUUGUCACUAGUAAAUUUUUCACUGUGAGCCCAUUAAUUUAUAAUUGGACAGGAGCGUCAUUGUUUUCGAAUUCGUACGUUGUUUUUUUAUGAAAGAUCGAGACUUUUUGUUUCUAGUUAUAACCAUUGACUCUGAUGCCAAGUUAAAAUUUUUGUUUCUUUAUUAUUA